Scaptodrosophila lebanonensis is the source of this 957-nucleotide messenger RNA. RefSeq names its product peptidyl-prolyl cis-trans isomerase, rhodopsin-specific isozyme (gene ninaA). The coding region runs from base 31 to 738 and encodes 235 amino acids. Gene Ontology annotation, cellular component: intracellular membrane-bounded organelle. NCBI's taxonomy places the organism in Eukaryota, Metazoa, Arthropoda, Insecta, Diptera, Drosophilidae. Gene Ontology annotation, molecular function: peptidyl-prolyl cis-trans isomerase activity. The record is from RefSeq and is a predicted model, not a curated record. The transcript is spliced from 2 exons. Gene Ontology annotation, biological process: protein peptidyl-prolyl isomerization; protein folding.
CAAACACUUUUGGAGCAGUGGUAGCGAGCUAUGAAGUUCAUUGGCAUAAUAUUUCUGGUCGGCGUUGGCCAAUUGGCCACCAUCGAGGCGCUCAGCUUCACCGUAACCUCAAAAAUAUAUAUGGAUGUUAAGCAGAAUAGGCAGCCACUGGGUCGGAUCACCUUUGGCCUUUUCGGCAAACUGGCCCCCAAAGCUGCUGCCAACUUUCGACACAUCUGCUUGCGCGGCAUCAACGGAACCAGUUAUGUGGGCUCCAAGUUCCAUCGGAUUGUGGAUCGCUUUCUGGUGCAAGGUGGAGACAUAGUCAAUGGAGAUGGCACCGGUUCGACGAGCAUCUAUGGUGAUUUCUUUCCGGAUGAGGGGCUCAAUGUCGAGCACAAUCGUCCCGGCUAUCUGGGUAUGGCAAAUCGUGGACCCAACACCAAUGGCUGCCAGUUUUAUGUGACUACCGUGGCGGCUGCCUGGCUGAAUGGAAAGCAUACAGUAUUUGGCAAAGUAUUGGACGGCAUGGACACUAUCUAUGCCAUCGAAGACGUCAAAACGGACACUGACGACUUCCCCAUAGAGCCCGUGGUUAUUUCCAAUUGUGGCGAGAUGCCCACUGAACCCUUCGAAUACUAUCCCGACGACUAUAAUAUACUGGGCUGGAUUAAGGCGGCAGGACUACCAGUGACGAGCUCCUUUAUUGUGUUGCUCAUUUUCCACUACUUCUUCAGACAACUCAAUAUGUAUUGCUGAUGAGGUCACCUGUUCAUUGUAAACCUAUUUUUGCACAUAAAAUUAAAUAAUAUUUUAAUAAAAAACCCACGAAGUAUUCUAACAGUUUUAUAAAUUAAUUCUAAAACCUUUUAUUCAAAACUUAAUAAGUUGAAGAACUCCUUAAAUAUAUUUAAAAGAAUUCAAAAUAUCUGGAAGAUAUUUAAGAAAUAAUUCCAAAAUUUCCUAUUUCAAAGAUUU